This is a messenger RNA of Brassica napus (rape), 676 nucleotides long. Its product is annotated as ethylene-responsive transcription factor ERF015. Gene Ontology annotation, biological process: regulation of DNA-templated transcription. NCBI's taxonomy places the organism in Eukaryota, Viridiplantae, Streptophyta, Magnoliopsida, Brassicales, Brassicaceae. Gene Ontology annotation, molecular function: DNA binding; DNA-binding transcription factor activity. The transcript has a single exon. The record is from RefSeq and is a predicted model, not a curated record. Bases 1 to 534 code for a protein of 177 amino acids.
AUGAUGCCACCCUCUACUCCUAAAUCUCCUCUUCUUAGCUCUUCACUUGAAGAAGAUCAAAGAUUGAAAUGCUAUAGGGGUGUCCGGAAGAGGUCCUGGGGCAAGUGGGUGUCUGAGAUCAGAGUUCCAAGGACUGGAAGACGAAUAUGGCUAGGCUCAUAUGAUGCUCCAGAGAAGGCAGCUCGAGCCUAUGACUCUGCUUUGUUUUGCAUUAAGGGUGAGAAAGGAGUUUUCAACUUUCCAAAUGAUAAAAAGCCUCAACUUCCUGAAGGUUCUGUCCGGCCUCUGUCCAAGCAUGACAUACAGACAAUAGCAACAGACUAUGCUUUAUCAGUUGCGUCUGCCCCUUCUUCGCCGACCACCACGGUCCCGGCAACAUAUCAGGUUCCAUCUCAUGUUCCUGCUUCCUCUGAUGCGUCUUCUGCCAAUGAACAUUAUCUCCCAGUGGACGCAACUGCAGAAUCAAUAUAUUCAGUAGAAGACUUACAGCUGGACAAUUUCCUCAUAAUGGACUGGAUAAACAAUCUAGACUAAUGCUUGCAGUCAUUUUUAGUGCUAAAUAUGGUUUAACAACUAGUUACAUGUGUUCCUUUAGAUGCUUAUUUGUGAGGGUAUACUUGUAUCAUUGUAUUUGUUGAACUUGCUUUGUUUAGCAUGCAGUUUGUUGUUCUUGUUU